AUGGUGAGAAUGAAGGGCUGCUCUAUUGUGAAGGCAGCUGAGCCAACACGGAAAGGAACUUUAUCUCUCUCAGAAUGGGACCAAGUUGGUAUUAUUACUCAUGUACCAACCAUCUACUUUUACCGGCCACCGGAGAACUGGAUUAGGUCACCUAAUAAGAUUUCCACCACGCUCAAAGAAUCUUUGAGUCGAGCUCUAGUGGCCUUCUAUCCUCUCGCCGGUCGCCUUCGCUGGAUUGGUGGGCGCCGUCUGGAACUCAACUGCAACAAUGCUGGAGUUCGUUUUGUCGAAUCGGAGUCCGUAAUGAAACUAGAUGACUUUGGCGAUUUCUCUCCGUCGUCAAAAUAUGAUGGCCUUAUUCCAACUGUAGACUAUGGUCUCCCGAUUCACGAACUGCCUCUAUUCAUGGCCCAAGUGACUAAGUUUGCUUGUGGAGGAAUCAGUCUCAGCUUUGUUAUUUCUCACGCUGUUGCUGAUGGACAGAGUUCCUUGCACUUCAUCUCUGAAUGGGCUGGCCUCGCCCGAGGUGAGCCGUUAAAAACUGCCCCAUUUCUCGAUCGAAAAGUCCUCCGAGCGGGAGAUCCCCCGGCUAGCCAGCCCUUUUGUUCUUACCACCACUCUGAAUUCGACAAACCGCCGCUCUUAGUUGGAAAAUCUGAUAAUGCUGAAGAGAGAAAAAAGAAAACAACUGUGACCAUACUCAGGCUAACCAACGAACAAGUUAAAACCCUUCAAUAUACGGCUAAUGAGUGUCAGAACAGUUCUUCUCGUCCAUACACUCGUUAUGAGACCUUGACCGCACAUGUUUGGAGAUGUGCCUGCAAAGCCCGGAAACUUGUUAAAGAACAGCCUACAGCUUUGGGUAUCUGCGUCGAUGCGCGUAGCCGGAUUGAACCGCGGUUGCCAACGGGCUACUUUGGCAAUGCCACAUUCGACGUGAUAGCCACAAGUACCGCUGGAGAGUUGGUCUCUAAACCGUUUAGCUUUGCAGUGAGGAGAAUAAGAGAAGCCAUUGAGAUGGUAACGAAUGAGUAUAUUUGGUCUACCAUUGAGUAUUUGAAGAAUCAAAAGGACUUGACCAAGUUUCAGAAUCUUCAUGCUCUAGGGAGUGAAGAAGGACCUUUCUAUGGGAACCCUAACAUGGGAGUGGUGAGCUGGUUAAGGCUGCCAAUGUAUGGCCUUGAUUUUGGAUGGGGAAAGGAGAUUUAUGUUGGCCCAGGGACCCAUGAUUUUGAUGGUGACUCUCUUCUGAUCUCCAAUCCCAGUGGUGAUGGAUCUCUGGUUCUCGCAUUGUGUUUGCAAGUUGAACAUAUGGAACCCUUCAAGAAGCAUUUCUACGAUGACAUAUAA
Messenger RNA from Humulus lupulus (European hop), 1350 nucleotides. Its product is annotated as spermidine hydroxycinnamoyl transferase. The coding region runs from base 1 to 1350 and encodes 449 amino acids. Gene Ontology annotation, molecular function: acyltransferase activity, transferring groups other than amino-acyl groups. The transcript has a single exon. Lineage: Eukaryota; Viridiplantae; Streptophyta; Magnoliopsida; Rosales; Cannabaceae. The record is from RefSeq and is a predicted model, not a curated record.